Molecule: messenger RNA, 816 nt
Organism: Aureobasidium vineae
Lineage: Eukaryota; Fungi; Ascomycota; Dothideomycetes; Dothideales; Saccotheciaceae
Source: the annotation of a GenBank genome assembly
AUGUUGGAGCUCCGGCCACGCUUCAUCUUCAACUCUAACACAACCGACGAUGCCCUGCAAAACUACCUGAACGGCCUCAAGUUCCGCCAGUCACACUGGUACACCGACGUCAAGCUCGGCCUAGGAUACACCGCUGUCAUAAUCGCCGCCGUCACCUUCGCCCUGGACUACAAGUAUGGCUUCGAAGCCACAAAACAAUUCACCACGGCCGCUGUUGUCGUCUACUUUCUCCUGAACGGCGCCUUUACCUACUGGAUCUGGCAGGUAGAGAAUGGUCUCAUAUACGUCGGUGCCUGGAAAGGUCGUAAGGUGGGUUUGCUGUCCUACUGCUCUUCAUCUUUUGUUCUGCCAGCUGACACUGCCAACGCAGNNAUUACCAUCUCGACCCGCACAGACAAGUUCGAUCCUACAUACAGACUCAACGUCACAUUCCACCCCUCGUCCCUCAACACCAUCCCUCCCGUCGACAAGGAAAUCUCGGCCCCUUUUAUGCAGUGGUUCACUGCUGACGGCUUCUUCGUCGCUGCUCCUUUCCAACAAUGGCUCGCUACAAACAUUGACAUGGUCGGUGACGCAGACCCCAAGAAUAUUGUCGACGAAGCAGCUGGCCUUGUAUCUGCUCAGUCUGUCCAGCCGGAUGGUCUUCAGGAUCUGUUGAAUGUCAUCAAGACUGGUCCUCCUGCUGCUGCCGCUCCUAGGAAAAGGGACGUCAAACUGUUCAGCUUGUUCCUUGAGAGACGCAAAGUCUGCCGUCGUAGUCCGUGGGUGUCUCCUGCCACCUCGCUCUCCUCCUCUCUGGCCAACCUCCAACUCUAA